GAUGUUGAAUAAUCAAUUCUUACAUAUUAUUAGGCUCAUGAACACCAUGACAUCCAGACUGAUGGGUGCCUGCUGAAGGGGGUGACCCUAGCAGGAGGACUCCCCUAUGCAAGGAUUCAUGGAGUUUGCUGUUUCUUUUCCUUAGAGUGAGAACGAAACUGCCUUCACACGGUGGGCAGAGGGGAACUGACUCAGGUUAGGAAUAAGAGAGAAUAUCCCAACUGAAAAGCUCUUGGAAUUCGCUGAACUUCAAGACACUGCGUGGACCAGCUUAGGAUAGGGAGUGAGAAGAAAUUAACCAAAAGGUAAUUUCAUUACUUUUCAGCUGGAAAAAAGAUCAGAUUACACUUGUGCUUUCAUGAUUAAGUAGCUGGUGGAAUAAAACGCUUCAGAUGCUUUCUAUGAGAGAACUGCUGCUUGAAGUUCAGCAGAAGUUAUCUACUUGAUACUUAUAUUCCAGGCAAGGCCUUCCAUUGGAGAAAAUAUUGUCACUUUGGACAAAACUGAAACGUGAAAAGAAAGAGAAGAGAGGGCCUCUGUCAUGUAAGAUGCUUAUCCAAAGUGGAUUUGGUCUGGAAAGUCUUCUAAAAUCUUCCACAUGACUGUGGAAUAAGUCAUGUGGGGUGCGGGGAUAAGCGAAUCUCUCAAAUUCCACCACGUAUGCCCUCAUUCAACCUGGAUCCUUAGAGUGGCCUCCAGGGCACUCUUUGCUCAGGACUCAGUCAGCUGUUGGCCACACCCACGCUCUCCAGUCUCCUGAGACCCUAUUUGGUUCUCAGAGGGCUAAAAAGCAGUGUGGCUAAAUAUUCCAGGCCUCAAAGUAUUCCUACUGUUGUUGGGGAAGUAAUAGAAUCAUACCCCAUAAAACAAUGAAAACAGAGCUUGAAAAACAUUGAGAGAAACAUCUCUACGAGUUAGGCCACAGUUAGAGUGAAGGCAGGGAGGGUUUUUAAAGCUGGAUGGAGGGGACAAGUCAAAAAGAUGUGGAAACUGGUUUCCCUUUCCUAUGGCUAAAGUGCUCAAAGGGGAAAAAGGAGUUUCAAAAAUGUUCUUGGAAAUACCAUCUCUCACGAAUUCUUCGACCUCUGCUGUCCCAACGUCACUUGUCUGAGAUGUAAACAGAGAAGUUCUGAGAAAGAAGCUGAACUUGCAUUUCUCCCUGUUUCUAUUUGUUCCAAACUUGUGGCAUUUCUAACAGGAUGAAGUGGAAGAGAAAGGGAAAGAGACAAAAGUGUAGAAAGAUGGAAGAUCCCAGCUGCAAAUGGCCAUUUGCGGUUAGAUGGAACAGCUGCUGACGUUCAGGGAAAUACACGUCUCUCUUCAGAUGGGAAGGGGCAGUGGAAAGGGGUGACUUGAGUUCCUGGCUGGCCACCAAUCAUCCCAUCUUUCUGUGCCGGUUCCUCAUCUGGAAAGUGGGAGUGAUACUUGUGCUUGCUUUUCCUAUCUACAAAGAUUAUUGUGAGAGCUAUAAUAAGGUGAGGUACAGAAUCCUGCUUUUAAAAAUACAAAGCAGCAUCAAGAUGUCAAUAAUAAGGAUAGUAAUUGUGUUAGUUAUUUGCAAUCAUCUAUUAUAGCUAGUCGUCUAGGAUCCUGGAUCGUUCUGCUGGUUUUACUACAGUUUUGGAUCAGCUCACCCCCAAAUCCCUUGCUGAAGGGUGGAGCCCUGUCAGCCAUGGGCGGGGAACCACUUCCUCUUGCCUUUCUACUUUCUGUCUUUCAAACAUGCCCAGGGCCUUUGCACUUGCUGUUCCCCCUGCCUGGUACCUCUCUCCUGUGGCUUGCCCCAGAGCUGAUCCUUCUCUUUGUCCACUUCUCAGCGAGGAUGGCACUUCAGGGAGCCCUUCCCUUGCCAUCGCAGAGACAGCAGCGCCCUCCCCAGUCAUGUCCAACCCGGAACUCUUGUUUUCUUCAUAGCCCUAGCAUCACAGAAAAUCACCCUGUGCAUUCAUGGAUGUCCACGGGGGCAAGGGCUUUGUGUUGCUUAACCCAGCAUCCUGAACCGUGUUUGUUGAAUGAAUACAGAACCCCGUUUGCUCUGGGGAGCACAGAAAAACAGUCUUCUAUCACAUAUCAUAGCCAGCUGCAAACAGCAGAUGGCUUCCCACAUCCCAGAGAGUAAGAACGAGAGAGAGACAGAGAGAGAGAGAGAGUUUGGGUCUUUCUCCUCUGUGCCUGCUCUCUCCAGAGAAACUGGAGGGGUAGCAGUUAGCAUUCUCCCGCAGGCACAGUCAAGGUCUCUAGGACAUGGCCACCCCUGACCUGUGGAAGGGGUCCUACUGGGGUGGGUGCAUGGUAGUUGGUUCUGGUUUGGGUCAGAGGCACCCAGUGGCCCAGGUGGGCGUGGGGCCAGAGCGCAGACGAGAAGGGGCACGAGGGCGCCGCUCCGAGGACCCAGCGGCAAGCACCGGUCCCAGGCGCGCCCCAGCCCACCCACUCGCGUGCCCACGGCGGCAUUAUUCCCUAUAAGGAUCUGAACGGUCCGGGGGCGGCCCCGCCCCGUUGCCCCGUGCCCCCGGCCCCGCCCCCUUUUUGGAGUGCCGAUGAGGUAAUGCGGCUCUGCCAUUGGUCUGAGGGGGCGGGCCCCAACAGCCCGAGGCGGGGUCCCCGGGGGCCCAGCGCUAUAUCACUCGGCCGCCCAGGCAGCGGCGCAGAGCGGGCAGCAGGCAGGCGACCGGCGCUCAGACGGCUUCUCCUCCUCCUCUUGCUCCUCCAGCUCCUGCUCCUUAGCCGGGAGGCCGCCCUCGGAGUCCUGCGCCAGCGCCGAGGUAGCCUCGCCGCGCCCCAUCCCGUCCCGCCGGGCACUCGGAGGGCAGCGCGCCGGAGGCCAAAGUUGCCCCGCACGGCCCGGCGGGCGAGCGAGCGAGCUCGGGCUGCAGCAGCCCCGCCGGCGGCGCGCACGGCAACUUUGGAGAGGCGAGCAGCAGCCCCGGCAGCGGCGGCAGCAGCGGCAAUGACUCCUUGGUUCGGGCUCAUCGUGCUCCUGGGCAGCUGGAGCCUGGGGUACUGGGGCGCCGAGGCGUGCACAUGCUCGCCCAGCCACCCCCAGGACGCCUUCUGCAACUCCGACAUCGUGAUCCGGGCCAAGGUGGUGGGGAAGAAGCUGGUAAAGGAGGGGCCCUUCGGCACGCUGGUCUACACCAUCAAGCAGAUGAAGAUGUACCGAGGCUUCACCAAGAUGCCCCAUGUGCAGUACAUCCACACGGAAGCUUCCGAGAGUCUCUGUGGCCUUAAGCUGGAGGUCAACAAGUACCAGUACCUGCUGACAGGUCGCGUCUAUGAUGGCAAGAUGUACACAGGGCUGUGCAACUUUGUGGAGAGGUGGGACCAGCUCACCCUCUCCCAGCGCAAGGGGCUGAACUAUCGGUACCACCUGGGUUGUAACUGCAAGAUCAAGUCCUGCUACUACCUGCCUUGCUUUGUGACUUCCAAGAACGAGUGUCUCUGGACCGACAUGCUCUCCAAUUUCGGUUACCCUGGCUACCAGUCCAAACACUACGCCUGCAUCCGGCAGAAGGGCGGCUACUGCAGCUGGUACCGAGGAUGGGCCCCCCCGGACAAAAGCAUCAUCAAUGCCACAGACCCCUGAGCACCAGACCCUGCCCCACCUCACUUCCCUCCCUUCCCACUGAGCUUCCCUUGGACACUAACUCUUCCCAGAUGAUGACAAUGAAAUUAGUGCCUGUUUUCUUGCAAAUUUAGCACUUGGAACACUUAAAGAAAGGUCUAUGCUGUCAUAUGGGGUUUAUUGGGAACUAUCCUCCUGGCCCCACCCUGCCCCUUCUUUUUGGUUUUGACAUCAUUCAUUUCCACCUGGGAAUUUCUGGUGCCAUGCCAGAAAGAAUGAGGAACCUAUAUUCCUCUUCUUCAUGAUAAUAUAAUCUCUAUUUUUUUAGGAAAACAAAAAUGAAAAACUACUCCACUUGAGAAUUGUAAUUCCCACCCCUUUUGCUUCUUCCCCACCUCACCAUCUCCCAGACCCUCUUCCCUUUGCCCUUCUCCUCCAAUACAUAAAGGACACAGACAAGGAACUUGCUGAAAGGCCAACCAUUUCAGGAUCAGUCAAAGGCAGUAAGCAGAUAGACUCAAGGUGUGUGAAAGAUCUUAUACACCAUGAGCUGCCACUGCAUGUCCCAAUCAGACUGUGUCUGUCUGUGUCUGCAUGUAAGAGUGAGGGAGGGAAGGAAGGAACUACAAGAGAGUUGGAGAUGACGCAGCACACACACAAUUCCCCAGCCCAGUGAUGCUUGCGUUGACCAGAUGUUCCUGAGUCUGGAGCAAGCACCCAGGCCAGAAUAACAGAGCUUUCUUAGUUGGUGAAGACUUAAACAUCUGCCUGAGGUCAGGAGGCGAUUUGCCUGCCUUGUACAAAAGCUCAGGUGAAAGACUGAGAUGAAUGUCUUUCCUCUCCCUGCCUCCCACCAGACUUCCUCCUGGAAAACGCUUUGGUAGAUUUGGCCAGGAGCUUUCUUUUAUGUAAAUUGGAGAAAUACACACACCAUACACUAUCCACAGAUAUAGCCAAGUAGAUUUGGGUAGAGGAUACUAUUUCCAGAAUAGUGUUUAGCUCACCUAGGGGGAUAUGUUUGUAUACACAUUUGCAUAUACCCAUAUGGGGACAUAAGCUAAUUUUUUUACAGGACACAGAAUUCUGUUCAAUGCUGUUAAAUACGCCAAUAGUUUAAUCUCUUCUAUUUUGUUGUCAUUGCUUGUUUGAAGAAAAUCAUGACAUUCCAAGUUGACAUUUUUUUUUUCAUUUUAAUUAAAAUUUGAAAUUCUGAACAUCAUCAGCACCCUCUCUUCCCUAUCAUGGGUCAUCUGACCCCUGUCCGUCUCCUUGUCCCUGCUUCAUGUUUGGGGGCCUUCCUUUAACUGCCUUCCUGGCUUGGCUCAGAUGGCAGAUGAGAGUGUAGUCAAGGGCCUGGGCACAGGAGGGAGAGCUGCAGAGUGUCCUGCCUGCCUUGGCUGGAGGGACACCUCUCCUGGGUGUAGAGACAGCUUGGUUCCCUUUCCCUAGCUCCCUGGUAGGUGAAUGCCACCUCCUGAGAUCCUCACCUCUUGGAAUUAAAAUUGUUGGUCACUGGGGAAAGCCUGAGUUUGCAACCAGUUGUAGGGUUUCUGUUGUGUGUUUUUUUUUUUUUUUGAAAUAAAACUAUAAUAUAAAUUCUCCUAUUAAAUAAAAUUAUUUUAAGUUUUAGUGUCAAAAGUGAGAUGCUGAGAGUAGGUGAUAAUGUAUAUUUUACAGAGUGGGGGGUGGUAGGAUGGUGACAUUGAACAUGAUUGCUCUCUGUCUCUUUUUUCAGCUUAUGGGUAUUUAUCUUCUAUUAGUAUUUGUAUCUUCAGUUCAUUCCACUUUAGAAAACUGAGCUGCCAGUUGAAACAGGAGAAGAAAAAAAAAAGCAGCAGACAACACAUUGUAGAGUCUUGCACACACACAGGUGCCCAGGCAAGGUGCUUGGCAGAACCCCAGAGUGGGAAGAGAGUACCGGCAUCGGGUUUCCUUGGGAUCAAUUUCAUUACCGUGUACCUUUCCCAUCGUGGUCACGCCAUUUGGCAGGGGGAGAAUGGGAGGCUUGGCCUUCUCAGUGAGGCAGUGUGAGAAGAAGCUGGGGCCAGCAUGUCCGUGGUUUUGAAGGGAUGAGCCCAGAAUUGAUGUUUUGGGAUUGUCCUUAUUUUAACCUCAAGGCCUCGCAUGGUGGGGCCCCUGACCAACCUACACAAGUUCCCUCCCACAAGUGGGCAUCAGUGUCUUCUCUGUGAGGCAUCUGACCAUUCACACUCCCUGGUGUGGUCAGCCUCUCUCACACAAGGAGGAACUUGGGUGAAGGCUGAGCGUGAGGCACCUGAGGUUUCCCUGCGGAGUCGAUAAAUUAGCAGAACCACAGCCCCAUCUGUUAGGCCUUGGUGAGGAGGCCCUGGGCAAAGAACGGUCUUUCGCAAAGCAAUGUCAGAGGGCGGUUUUGAGCUUUCUAUAAGCUAUAGCUUUGUUUAUUUCACCCGUUCACUUACUGUAUAAUUUAAAGUCAUUUAUGUAGCUGAGACACUUCUGUAUUUCAAUCAUAUCGUGAACAUUUUAUUUUGCUAAAUCUUGUGUCAUGUGUAGGCUGUAAUAUGUGUACAUUGUGUUUAAGAGAAAAAAAAUGAAACCCACAUGCCGCCAUUUUCCUGAAUCAAAUUCUACAGUGGAAUGGAGAGGAAAAUACUUCUAGGCAAGCAGCUAGACUGGUGAAUUGGGGGAAACAGAAGGAACUAGUAAUGAGACUCCUCCAGCCUCCUCCCUAUUGGAAUCCCAAUGGCUCCUGGGGUAGGAAAAAAGUUUAAAGCACAUUCAUGUUCUUGUUCUGUGUCACUUGGCCCUGCGUAGUCUACCAUUUACUUCACCCCAAGUCCUGCUGCCCAUCCAGUUGGGAAGCCGUGAUUUUCCUAGGAAUCCAGGGCCAUGGGAGAUACAAUUCCAAGUUCUCGCUUCCUCCUUUGGGCAUCUCUUCUGCCUCCCAAUCAAGGAAGCUCCAUGCUCAGGCUCUCAGCUCUUGGGCCGGUGCUCUGCUCUGUCCAGGGUAGGUGAUACUGGGAGACUCCUGUCUUUUACCUUCCCCUCGUUCCAGACCUGCCUCAUGGUGGCAACAUGGUUCUUGAACAAUUAAAGAAACAAAUGACUUUUGGGGAUAGCCCUGUCUAGGGGAAACUGUGGCCCCCAGGAGACACUACCCUUCCACGCCCCAGACCUCUGUCUUGCAUGUGACAAUUGACAAUCUGGACUACCCCAAGAUGGCACCCAAGUGUGUGGCUUCUGGCUACCUAAGGUAAACAUGUCACUAGAGUAUUUUUAUCAGAGAGAAACAUUAUAAAAAUCUGAUGGCAAAAGCAAAACAAAAUGGGGGAAAGUAGGGGAGAUGGAUGUGAUAACAACUUCCUAAUUGGCUCUUUGGAGGCGAGAGGAAGGGGAGAACUUGGAGAAUAGUUUUUGCUUUGGGGGUAGAGGCUUCUUAGAUUCUCCCAGCAACCGCCUUUCCCUUUAGCCAGUCUGCCGUCCUGAAACCCAGAAGUGAUGGAGAGAAACCAACCAGAGAUCUCGAACCCUGUCUAGAAGGAAUGUAUUUGUUGCUAAAUUUCGUAGCACUGUUUACAGUUUUCCUCCAUGUUAUUUAUGAAUUUUAUAUUCCGUGAAUGUAUAUUGUCUUGUAAUGUUGCAUAAUGUUCACUUUUUAUAGUGUGUCCUUUAUUCUAAACAGUAAAGUGGUUUUAUUUCUAUCACACA
This is a messenger RNA of Nomascus leucogenys (northern white-cheeked gibbon), 7255 nucleotides long. It is a transcript of the gene TIMP3, whose product is annotated as TIMP metallopeptidase inhibitor 3. Lineage: Eukaryota; Metazoa; Chordata; Mammalia; Primates; Hylobatidae. Gene Ontology annotation, biological process: negative regulation of endopeptidase activity; negative regulation of membrane protein ectodomain proteolysis. Gene Ontology annotation, molecular function: protease binding; metalloendopeptidase inhibitor activity. The record is from RefSeq and is a predicted model, not a curated record. Gene Ontology annotation, cellular component: extracellular matrix.